CGUUUCGGCCGCGUCGCCUUCAGUUCUCUAGUAUUCCGUGUCCAGGCUGCACUGUAUCCGCGGAGGCGCCUGCGAUUGCAAAAGCAAAAACCAAAAACCAAAACUCAUUGUCAUUCAUAGUUACUUUCCGUGUGUGCGUGUGGAUAGCGCCAGUGCGUGAGCGUGAGUGCGUAAACCGAAGACGUCCGUAGUUUUCCACGGGCUAGCACGGCGAUUAAGACACCGAGAGCGGAACCUGUCAACAGGGAAUCCCUUAAAGCACUUCCUCAGCCUCUGCCAGCGGCACCGUCGCCAUCCUCCUUUUCCUGUUUCAGGACGCCGUUCAUCAGCCAUGAAACACUCGCCGCUGAUUGCCAGCGCUUGUCUCGCGCUGGUGUUGAUGUCAUCCAGUCUGAUUGGCAGCUCGGAGGCCAGAAAGAAGAAGUACGUCGGCGAGACGGGCGGCGAUUUUGAGUUUAUCGAUGAGAUAAACAAAAACACGCAGAGCAACAAGAAUACCGGGGAGCACAAGCGCUGGAUUCAUGAUCCCUCAAGUGACCUUUGCCGACCGCUGAACUGCAAGAAGCGUGAAAUUUGCCUGCUGGAGGACGAGUUCAGCGCCGUGUGCGUGUCGAAGAAGGAGCUGCACAAGAACCGCGAUGAGAUAAUCAGCAAGGCCAAGUACUUGGAGGAGGAGGCCAAGCGGCGUGUCAACCAGCAGGACAACCAGGACAGCCAGGAUACGGAGGACAUCAACAACGACGACGAGGAUAAUAGCAGCGAUAGCAGCCUCAACGGCGGCAGCAACAGCAGUCCCGGCAACAGCCCCGUCCAGGCCAAUGUCCAGGGCAAUGAGGAGACCGACGACGAAGAUAAGAGCCUCAGCCUGGGCGACGAGGACGAGUCCAAGGAGGACGAUGUCUUCUAUGAGAACAGCAUUGCCGCCAGCGAUAAGCAGCAGCCUCAGCAACAACAACAACAACAGCAGCAGCAGCAGCAAUCCCAGCCACCAGCAGGACCCUCUGCCAUCCAGCAGGAUGACGACGAGGAGUUGGACAACUGCAAGCCGUGUCCUGUGGCCAAGCCGACGUUCCUGUGCGGCGCCGACAACAGGACCUACUCAUCACUAUGCAGAUUGGAUUAUCACAAUUGCAUACAUUCGACGUCCAUACGGAUCGCCUGCAAAGGAUUCUGUCCCUGCAAGGAGGCUGUCGAUGGCAAGCGGCUGCAGCGCAUUGCCGGCUACAACAAGUACAACAAGAAGAUCAGCCAGGACCUCCAGCAGCAGCAGCAACAGCAGCAACAGCAGGCCUACAAGGACAGCAGCAACAACAACAUCAUGAUGAACAGCGGCAACAUCAUGGGCGGCAACAACAACGACUUCAAUACGAUCAUGAAUGACAAAGAGGACAACAACCGACACUACAACCACAUCAAUGCCCAGUACACAUUCACGCCCGAGGAGAUCAAGUACGACAACAAGCACUACAAGUACCUCAAGUACACGGCCUACAAGAAGGACUCCAAGUACCAGGAGGACAAGCACAAGAUGCGCAACUACAACGAGGUGGUGGAGAAGCAGCAGCAGAAGUUCAGUAAGAACAACAACUUGAAUGGUUAUCCUUCGAAGUCGCCGGAGUGCAAGCCACAGCAGCUGACUGCAAUCGGAAACCGCCUGCUGGACUGGUUUUCGGUGAUCAUGGCCGACAGCAAGAAGCGCCGCCAGCACAGCCAAAAGUCGCGAGCCCACUUCCCGCCCGCCUGCAAGACGGAGGCCAAGUGGAUGUUCGGCCACCUGGAUCUGAAUAAUGACGGGCAGCUGUCGCUGCAGGAGAUGUACGACCUGGAGCACGACCAGAACGAGCGCUGCAUCAAGCCCUUCAUUGACACCUGCGACCUGGACACGGACAGUGCGAUCAACACGCGGGAGUGGUGCCGCUGCUUUGAGAAGACGGACCGUCCGUGCGCCGCCGUGCGCCGAAGAAUCGCCGGCGACUUUGCAGGUGAGAUAGGCGCCUACGCACCCGACUGCGACAUCCAGGGAUUCUACAAGCCCACCCAGUGCCACAGCUCGGUGGGCGUCUGCUGGUGCGUGGACAAGCACGGAGUCGAGUUCGCCAACACACGCACACGCGGCAAGCCCAACUGCGAGUCCGUGGUUAAUAACGCCGCCUCGCUCACAUCCGACGACGAGGACGAGGGCACCGACGACGAGGACAGCGCGGAGGGCAGUGCCGAUCAGAUGCUCGUCUUCUAAGCGACCCGACCAGAGGGCACCGGACGGACAGGGCUACGGAGAUAGAUGGCCCCGGACGACGGCACAUCCAAUCAGCGAGCCACCAUCGAGGCGGAUGCGCUAGCGUUGUAAUGGAAAAUUAAUAUUAUUAUUAUUAUGAUUGCAAACAAACCGAAAGUGGAAGUAAAAGCAAACGCAGCAGCGAAAACCCAAAGCCGAAAACCAAAAACCCAAAACCGAAACAUAAAUGUGCAGUAGCCAAGUAAGCGUUUUUGAAUAGAACUACGUAUAGCAAACAGCAGAAGCAGCAAAAUCACUCACACACACACCCCCAUCCUCACCCCAUGCCGCGAAGGAUGUUAGCGAAAGGAUAGCUAAAACAUCAGAGGGAAAACCAAAGAAAAACUGUAGCAUAGUUGGAGGCGCAGCGCACGCAAAUUGGCAUUUCGCUGAUGCCAACAGUAGGAAAAAAGAAGCAAACUAAAACUAAAACUAAAGAAGAACAGCCCCCACACGUCCUUUAGCAGGAGCCAGCCAUCCGCAGCUCAAGCAAUUUGAUCAGUCAAUCAGCACAGCCCAGUCAGCCGGGAUAUCUCCUUUGUUAUCACCGCUGUUGAGGCACGGAUGGGUGGCCCCUGGUGGCUAUUGCCCGUAAUCAACACACACACACACACACACACUAUUCGCAUCCGUCUAUUUUAGCCUUUCGCAGCAGAAUUAGCUCACGAUUAUCGGCCCCUCAUUCUGUCCCCUGCUUUCGCGCAAGCAACACACGACACACGCUAAGAAUUCCGCCCAAAAAAAAUAUAUAAAAAUUUA
Messenger RNA from Drosophila kikkawai, 3034 nucleotides. It is a transcript of the gene Cow, whose product is annotated as Proteoglycan Cow. Gene Ontology annotation, biological process: anatomical structure development. Gene Ontology annotation, molecular function: extracellular matrix binding; calcium ion binding; protein binding. NCBI's taxonomy places the organism in Eukaryota, Metazoa, Arthropoda, Insecta, Diptera, Drosophilidae. The record is from RefSeq and is a predicted model, not a curated record.